CACACGUCAUCACCCCGCGUCCUACAGCAUGCAGUCUGAAGCCCGCAUGAGCGUUGUAAACAUUUCACUUUCCCUGGCAAGUUUUAGCUCAAAUGGCACCGACAGAUCAGAAAAUGAAGAAUAAAAAGUUUGCAGCUAAAGGUGGCAACUGGAAGAAAUCACAAAAUAACGCUCCGGGUGUCAAGAAGAAGAGGAAAUGGGUCCCCGAGCACAAAACAUACGAGGGCAGUGUUAAGGAAGGUCAGGGGUUUGCUAUAAAGAGGAAGCAGAAAGUCAAACAUGAGUACAACAAGCUGCUGCGGAGAGAGAGGAAGAAGAACCCUGAGUCCAAAGCCAUGUACAAGGAGGAGUACCCAGAACACCUCAGGCAUCUGUACAUGGCCGAGGCAGAGAAACUGAAGAACGAGGCCUGGACCAACAGACUGAACAGGAGUAAACUGAGAAUUAAAGGGCAGGAGAAGGGUGGAGAGACAGCAGAACAUGAUGCUGCUGCUGCACACCAGAGUGAAGCUGCUGAUCCAGAUCCAGAAGUUACUGGUGGAUCUGUGCAGACAGAUUCAGCCACUGGGAACCCUGAACCAGCAGCAGCCUCAGAGAAAGACAGUCUCCCAAUAAGCAACCGCAUGAGGAAAAAACUGCUGAAGAAGACGUCCUACCAGAAGACAAAAGAGGACUUUGAGGCAGUCAAAGAAAAACGAAAAAAGAAGAAAGAGGAGUACCUGAAGAACAAGCAGCAGAGAGAAGAAGCCAUCCAGAGGUACAAACAGAAAAAGACGGAGACGUUUCAGAUGCUGAGCAAAAAGACAAAGAAAGGACAGCCCAACCUGAACCUCCAAAUGGAGUAUUUGCUUCAGAAGAUCACCAAAGGAACUGAGAAAUGACUCGGAGCUGAUACUGGAGGAUUCAUGGGAGAUCGGUGGACCUUGUCUUAAUGUGACCUGAGGACGAUCAGGACUCUGCUUUGCGUUAUAAGUAGAGCGGGAAUCUGAAACCAAUGUUCCUCUUUUCCUCUGUAUUAUGGUGUAUUUUACUCAGACCACAAGAUGGCAUUGUAGGACAUGAAGAGAUGGAAACAUGUGAGACAUUUUUAAUCAA
Molecule: messenger RNA, 1095 nt
Organism: Epinephelus moara (kelp grouper)
Lineage: Eukaryota; Metazoa; Chordata; Actinopteri; Perciformes; Serranidae
Gene: ccdc59
Product: coiled-coil domain containing 59
Exons: 4
Coding region: 93-881 (262 amino acids)
Cellular component (GO): nucleus
Source: RefSeq, a predicted model, not a curated record